Molecule: messenger RNA, 1450 nt
Organism: Podarcis raffonei (Aeolian wall lizard)
Lineage: Eukaryota; Metazoa; Chordata; Lepidosauria; Squamata; Lacertidae
Product: polyadenylate-binding protein-interacting protein 1-like
Exons: 10
Coding region: 55-1167 (370 amino acids)
Biological process (GO): regulation of translational initiation
Molecular function (GO): protein binding; RNA binding; translation activator activity
Source: RefSeq, a predicted model, not a curated record
CUAGAACAGGCAAGAGCUACAUCUUUACCAGAAAAAAAUAGUUCUAAAUCAGGAAUGGCUAAACCUCAGGUGGUUGUGGCUCCAGUGGUAAUAUCAAAGCUUUCUGUGAAUGCACCUGAAUUUUACCCCUCAGGAUAUACCCCUAAUCUUACAGAAUCUUCUUUGGAAGAUGAUUGUGAUGGAUUUCCAACUCUAACAGAAUAUGUGCAGGACUUUCUCAACCACCUUGCAGAACAGCCGGCUUGUUUUGAAACUGAAAGAGCACAUUUUUCAGAAACUGUAAAUGCUUGUGUCACUACAGAUGAAGCAUUACAAGAACUUGUUGAGCUCAUAUACCAACAGGCUACAUCUGUUCCAAAUUUUUCUUAUAUGGGAGCAAGGCUGUGCAAUUAUCUUUCUCAUAAUCUCACCAUUAAUCCACAAAGUGGCAACUUUAGACAAUUACUGCUUCACAGGUGUCGAAAAGAGUAUGAAAAUAGAGAUGAAGCUGCCAAAGGAGAUGAAGCUGCACGGAAAAGAUUUCAUGCAUUUGUGCUAUUUUUAGCUGAGCUUUAUCUAAAUCUAGAGGUAAAAGGAACUAAAGGUCAGCUAACCCGAGCAGAGAUUCUUCAGACUGGACUUCAUGAAUUACUGAACACCCUUUUCUCUAAUCCUGUGGACAACAAUUUAACCUGUGCGGUGAAACUACUGAAAUUGACAGGCUCAGUACUAGAAGAUGCAUGGAAAGAAAAAGGAAAGACUUAUAUGAAUGAAAUGAUACAGAAAAUUGAAAAUGUUGUCUUGGAUGCAAAUUGCAGCAGAGAUGUAAAGCAUAUGCUUCUGAAACUUGUAGAACUACGGUCAAGUAACUGGGGAAGGGUGCAUAUAACUUCAACAUACAGGGAAGCAACUCCAGAAAACGACCCUAAUUACUUUAUGAAUGAACCAACGUUUUACACAUCUGAAGGUGUGCCUUUCACUGCAGCAGAUCCAGAUUAUCAAGAGAAAUACCAAGAACUCCUUGAUAGACAAGAUUUGUUUCAUGAGUAUGAGGAAAACGGAACAGACUUAUCAGGAGCUGGAGAUCCGUAUUUUGAUGAUGAUGAUGAUGACGAUGAGAUGGACCCAGAAAUUGAAGAAGCAUAUGAAAAGUUUUGCUUAGAAUCAGAACGCAAAAGGAAACAGUGAAAUGCUACACGUGAAUAAUAGUGUUGUGUUUUUUUAAAAGAAGAAAAACAAAAACCAGCAUAGGUAUGAAUAGCAAAUAGAAGGGAUGGAAAAUCUUUAAUAUCCAUACCAAACAAAGGAAAUUAAGUUUCUCCUAGCAGUUAAGUUAUGCAAUUUCCAUUUUAUUAAACAGAAUCUGCCAAAAAAAAAUGUAAACUUAAAUCCUGUAACUUAAACAAGUGUAUAUAUAUAUCAUAGUUUAUUUUAUGUACAGUUAAAUAAACAAUGUUUUGACUGGAACAAA